CAAGGGGAAGUGCAGAUUAUGCCGAGUAGUUGGCGUUGUGCUGUCUCCUUCCGUCAGUGACUGAUUGCACUUGUUUUCACUCUUGACGGGCUUAUGAGAACUACUGGUGACUUUUUUUUUUGUCAGUUUUUGGGUCUACUUCGUUCAUCGGAAAUAGCGGCUGCAUAAAUAUAACAGUCGAUUGAAAUAGGUUUCGUAACAAAUUACCAUUACCAACGCAUCCUAUCCCUACACGGAAAAGAAAAAGCCAACGACGGGGGUUGAAGUCGUACUGGAAGUAUACAGAAGUUGUUGAUGCUCUUGCUGUUGUGGUCCCGGUAGCAAGAAGGGCAGCAGUUGCUUUCAUGGAGGCGGUUGGCAAGUUUGACUUCAGUGCCACUGCAGACGACGAGCUCAGCUUCAGGAGAGGAGACGUCCUCAAGAUCUUGGGGACUAAUGAUGAUUGGUUUAAAGCAGAGAUGUACGGCCAAGAAGGAGUGGUGCCUAAAAACUACCUCACCCUAGAACUACCCAGCUGGUACCAGGAGAACACGAGUCGGCACCAGGCCCAGGACACCCUGUUCUCCAAGCCUGUGGGCUCCUUCAUCAUCCGCGGCAGCCAGAGCUCACCUGGAGACUUCUCCAUCUCCGUCAGGCACGAGCAGGACGUGCAGCACUUCAAGGUGAUGCGCGACACGCGGGGCCAGUACUACCUGUGGACCGAGCGCUUCACCUCGCUCAACAAGAUGGUGGAGUACUACACCCAGAACUCCAUCUCCAAAAACAGCCGCAUCAUGCUACGGGACCCCAGCCCCUCGCCAGGUCUCAGAGGGCCUCCAGAACCAGCCCCAUCAAAGAGUUUCAGAGGAGGGUUGCCUGAUCCUGCAUCUCAACAAGGCUUCAGAGGCUCAUUACCAGGUCCACCUGCGCCUCAACAGGAGCGAGGGCGUGCCAUGUCUAGAGGGUUCACUGGUCUGCCUGCUCGACCAUCGGAACCCCUGCCCCCUCCCCAGCCCAGCGCGCUGAGGGUGAAGGCCAUGUACGACUUCUCUGCGGAGGAGAAGGACGAGCUGGACUUCAGCAGCGGGGACGUGAUCGAGGUCCUGGACCAGACGGACCCGGCCUGGUGGAGGGGGCGACUGCGGGGGCGAGAGGGUCUUUUCCCCUCCAACUACACCACUGCUCUAUGACCCAGCAGAAGAUGCUCACACAGUUUAAAAUCCUGUGUUAAUUCAACACUUAGUGAGAGUCGAUUUAACAUCUUUUAGACUUUAUUUGAUCCCUAAGUGUUGAAUAAACACUGGUAGCUGCAAGGGCGAGAGGGUCUUUUCCCCUGCAAUUACACCACUCCUCUAUGACUCAGCAGCAAGCAAGCUGCCACACAGUCAAACAAGCCAGUGUUAAUUCAACACUUAGUGAGAGUCAGUUUAGCAUCUUCUAUCUAGAGUGUAUUCUGUCACUAAGUACUCUCUAAGUUUUGAAUUAACACUGAUGGCUGUGGUGACGAGAGGGUCUUUUCCACUCCAACUACACCACGUCUCAAUGACCCAGUCGCAAGCAAACACACUGUAAAAUGCAGUGUUAAUUCAACACUUAGAAGGUCCAUUUAAGACCUUCUAGAGUAUAUUUGGUUUCAACAUACUGUCUGAGUGUUGAAUUAACACUGGUGGCUGCAGGGACGAGAGGGUAUUUUCCCCUCCAAUUAGACCACCCCUCUAUGACCCAGCAGCAAGCAAGCAGCCCAUUCUCCACAUUCAGCAAAUCACCUGCACAAAUGACCAUUAUCCUCCAUGGACACAGCACGACAGUUCGGUAGAUUUGAAGCAUUUUCAACUUUCCAUUUUUUUUAAAAUUAAUAUAUGUUGUAGGUUUUUUGUUCUAUUUUGGGAGAGCAUUUAUUGGGUAGUAUGGUUUGAGAGGAGAUAGGAAACAGGCUGGCGAGAGAGACGGGAUAGGGUGGGGAAAUGAACAAGGCGGAAUUCGAACGUGAGUCCACAAGGGCAAAUACCUCAGGUGUUGUGCCACAACACUGCCAAACGAUUUUCUACCGUGAUAUAGAGUGGAGUAAGUGUUUCCUGAUUGCCAAUUCCAACCAGAAAAUCGACAAAAACGACAGUUGGAAAUACUUCAAAUCCCUUUAAUUGAAUAGAACCUUUGUGUUUAAUCUAAUGUAAUAAUUGAUCUGCAUUGUUCUAAUCUGAUGUGUUGUGAGGAAGACUUCAAGUGUACCAUAUACUCAGCCACCAUUGUUACUAUUUACUACUUUAAGUCUACAUGACGAGUUCAGGUGUAAAACAGGAGCAUGGGUGAAAUGUUUCUUUUAAAGUCAACUGCCUUUUACUGUUCUGUUUUGUUUCUGCCUGCUCCUUGAUUGUCAAAAUUACACCCAUGUCUGAGUCACCCUUUAGCCUACUGUCUUGAGAGGAAUACGUAGGCCUACAUUUCCAUUGUACCAGCUAUUGUUAUUAGCCUACUACAUCAUGGGGGGUUGCUAUGUGAUUUUUUUUUUUUUUUUUAAAUCAUUAACAGUCCAUAUCUUCCACUCUCUCAUUCAGACUCCUUAAUCUGUUGCA
Messenger RNA from Engraulis encrasicolus (European anchovy), 2552 nucleotides. Its product is annotated as growth factor receptor-bound protein 2-like. The transcript has 10 exons. The coding region runs from base 345 to 1169 and encodes 274 amino acids. Gene Ontology annotation, molecular function: phosphotyrosine residue binding. Gene Ontology annotation, cellular component: nucleoplasm; cytoplasm; plasma membrane. The record is from RefSeq and is a predicted model, not a curated record. Gene Ontology annotation, biological process: signal transduction; regulation of MAPK cascade. Lineage: Eukaryota; Metazoa; Chordata; Actinopteri; Clupeiformes; Engraulidae.